Molecule: messenger RNA, 3082 nt
Organism: Peromyscus leucopus (white-footed mouse)
Lineage: Eukaryota; Metazoa; Chordata; Mammalia; Rodentia; Cricetidae
Gene: Sstr4
Product: somatostatin receptor 4
Biological process (GO): cellular response to glucocorticoid stimulus; neuropeptide signaling pathway
Cellular component (GO): membrane; neuron projection
Molecular function (GO): somatostatin receptor activity; neuropeptide binding
Source: RefSeq, a predicted model, not a curated record
GAGAGAGAGAGAGAGAGACCAGAGCCCCACCUCCGCCUCUGAGGGACCUGGAAAUCACCAAGAUGUCCAUAGGGAGCUUCAGUUUGCUUCAUCCCUGGAGUGAGUUAAAGGAUGAUAUAGGACUUCUUGAAAAUUGAAGGGGCGGGGGAGGGAUAUCAGGUGCUAGGAUGAUGGGUCUGCACGCUUGGAGUAGUCUGGGACGACUCAGGAUACUUCAGUACCCAGAGAACUGCAGGUAGCUAACAGGUCGUGGAAAACCAAGGAUCCCAAGGCAAGAGGAUUUGAAGCUCCGAGGGAGGCGUGAUCUGGGGGGAGGUUGGGGGGGGGGUCAAGUAGAGUUUCGGAGUUCAGGCGAAGCUGGCAGCAUGGCAGGGGUGGUGUGGAUAGAAAAAGCCUGUGAGAGCUCUGCUGGCAGAGCAGACUGCACCUGAGGCCCGGCUCGUGGAGGGAGGGGCGUGCGCCGGGCGAACGGAGCUCCCGCGGCCGGGGGACGCGCGGCAGCGCGGGGAUUGGAGGGCGCUCGCGGGCCCCGUGCGCUACUUAGGCGGAGCGGUGGAGCGGAGCUUGUGCGCGCGACCCCAGCCCGCUGCUUGGUCCUUGGUGCAGAGCGCUCAGCUGCUCCACCGCGUUCCGCCGCCUGGGGUGGGCACCCCAAAGCAUGAACAUGCCCUCAACACUGCCCCCCGGGGUCGAAGACACCACCUGGACCCCCGGAACCAACGCCAGCAGCGCUCCGGAGGAGGAGGAGGAUGCGGUGCGGUCCGACGGCACGGGGACAGCGGGCAUGGUCACCAUCCAAUGCAUAUAUGCGCUCGUGUGUCUGGUGGGCCUGGUGGGCAACGCCCUGGUCAUCUUCGUGAUACUACGCUAUGCCAAGAUGAAGACAGCCACCAACAUCUACCUGCUCAACCUGGCGGUCGCCGAUGAGCUCUUCAUGCUGAGCGUGCCAUUCGUGGCCUCGGCGGCCGCCCUGCACCACUGGCCCUUCGGGGCGGUGCUGUGUCGCGCAGUGCUUAGCGUGGAUGGCCUUAACAUGUUCACCAGUGUCUUCUGCCUCACCGUGCUCAGCGUGGACCGCUAUGUGGCUGUAGUGCACCCUUUGCGCGCCGCCACCUACCGGCGGCCCAGCGUGGCCAAGCUAAUCAACCUGGGAGUGUGGCUAGCAUCCUUGUUGGUCACCCUGCCCAUCGCAGUCUUCGCUGACACCAGGCCGGCUCGCGGGGGCGAGACCGUGGCUUGCAACCUGCACUGGCCUCACCCAGCCUGGUCUGCGGUCUUUGUGAUCUAUACUUUUUUGUUGGGCUUCCUACUCCCCGUUCUGGCCAUUGUAUGCUACCUGCUGAUUGUGGGCAAGAUGCGUGCCGUGGCCCUGAGGGCUGGCUGGCAGCAACGGAGGCGCUCAGAGAAGAAGAUCACGAGGCUCGUGCUGAUGGUGGUGACCGUCUUUGUGCUGUGCUGGAUGCCCUUCUAUGUGGUGCAGCUUCUGAAUCUGUUUGUCACCAGCCUCGAUGCCACAGUCAACCAUGUGUCCCUCAUCCUCAGCUAUGCCAACAGCUGUGCCAACCCCAUUCUCUAUGGCUUCCUCUCUGACAACUUCCGGCGCUCUUUCCAGAGGGUUCUGUGCCUGCGCUGCUGUCUCCUGGAAACGACUGGAGGUGCUGAGGAAGAGCCCCUGGACUAUUAUGCCACCGCUCUCAAAAGCAGAGGGGGCGCAGGAUGCAUAUGCCCCCCACUGCCCUGCCAGCAGGAGCCCAUGCAAGCAGAACCUGGCUGCAAGCAAGUCCCUUUCACCAAGACUACUACUUUCUGAAAACCAUUUUCACCCUCCCUCAGCUCAUCUGCAAAAGGUCGCACCACCCUCUCAGCCCAGCAACUUCAAGAACAACUUCUGUUUUCAGGAAGCCAGCCCCUUUCAGCAGUCUGCGCUGUCCUUAGGAGCCUCGGAACUCCUGCUAGCCCCACUCCCAGGACGGGCUCCAAGGACACUUCCAUGGGGGUAGGACUCCUCUGGGAAUUGGGUUAGAGAACCAGCCAUUCCUGAACCUCUGGCAGUUUUUCAAGGGGUGAGAAAGAGGAGGUGGUCAGAAAGUCAUGUCUACCCUUGUGUGACUUGUGACAGUGACUGCUUGGAAGAGCCCCGGGGAGGUGAGGUAGGCAGAGCCCCUUCCCCCUGCAGGCCCUUUGCCUUAUGGUGGUAGAAUAGUGUACAUGGUGAAACAGGAGAAGAUAAGAUACCUCCAAGUGCUUUCCCUGAGUCUGUUUGAGACUCUUGUUGCUAAGUGAGACGUCUAUGCAACAGCUGAGUGGACUUGCUUUGUCACCCUACAAGUGUCUCCCAGUUGUCAAGAGGCCAGGAACAGACUUCCUGUGAAUGCAAAAGGUUUAUAGAAAUAUGAUGUGGGGGUUGCUGCAAAGCAUAAAACUUCUGGUCAGGAAUUAAAAGGCAGAAAGGAUAAAAAUCUCAUCUGCUGCAUUUUUUUUUCCACCUCUUUCCCUGGCUACAGGAAUAGGAAGCCUCAUUAAAGCCCAAGUUAUGCUAUGAGGGGAGGGUGUCAGGAAAAGACUAGAGAACUAGGGUGGAGGGGAAACAGACUGUGUUUUGACACCAGAUGCUGACUACAGUGAAAGGCCAUCCCUGUGUGCCUGGUAAGUUAGCCGCAGCUCCAGUGAUCUUUCCCCUGAGAAAGAGAGAUUCACAGUCUGUGAGAGCUUUGCUUCUGCUAAAAUAGUGGGGGAAGCCAAGCAGAUGCUGCCUCUGAGUGAGGAGUGGCUGACCACAGCCCACAUCUGUACAGCAAAAGAGCCUGCUGAGUUCUACCGACCCAGUGCUGAUGGUACUAGAACAGUGAGUCAGAGGGGCAGGAGAAAGACAGGGUAGUCGCUGGGCAGUUUCCACAGCUGCCUGGCAGGGGCGUAUGGUCUUUAAAAGAAAACACCUGGGUCCUGUCAUCUUAGAAAACAUCUCUCUCUGUGUUCUAGGGCAGUCAGCAUGAGUUCUAACUGUUGGGAGGCUACUGGGAACCCAGACUGGCCCAAGAGGCAGGGUGGGGCCCAAGGACACGCCCCAUCACCACGUGGGUUA